Messenger RNA from Mercenaria mercenaria, 1243 nucleotides. RefSeq names its product acetylcholine receptor subunit alpha-like 1. Gene Ontology annotation, molecular function: transmembrane signaling receptor activity; extracellular ligand-gated monoatomic ion channel activity; neurotransmitter receptor activity. Lineage: Eukaryota; Metazoa; Mollusca; Bivalvia; Venerida; Veneridae. Gene Ontology annotation, cellular component: synapse; neuron projection; membrane. The transcript has 5 exons. The record is from RefSeq and is a predicted model, not a curated record. The coding region runs from base 100 to 918 and encodes 272 amino acids. Gene Ontology annotation, biological process: chemical synaptic transmission; monoatomic ion transmembrane transport; signal transduction.
AGAUAAACAAUAAAUUGGUUCGGCCUCAAGUGUUUAGUUUGUAAUUUGGCCGGCAACAGCAGUUUUUCUCAUAACGUGUAUGUAAUCAUAGGUGGAAUCAUGUUGUUUCACAAUUGUGUCGGAGUGCUGUUGAUUGUUUUAUCACAACAAAGUGCAGUGUCUGCUGUUGGAACAUCGUGCAGCAAGGACACUGAUUGUGACGUAGAAAACUCUGGGUGUAACAAUAAUGUAUGUGCUUGCAAAUCAGGAUUUAUAGCAGUCAGUGAUAUUUGUGUAAAAGGAACUGGAACUGUUGCAGACAGAGGUCGUCUUUACAAUGACCUUCUAACAUCCUACCAGAAAGAGUUGAUACCGGGUGGGGCAAACGGUGGACCUGUUGUGGUAUUUCACUUUCUUAACAUACAGAGAGUUGUCGCUCUGGAACACGGUAUUUUGACUCUGCAAGUCUGGGAACAUUUGAAAUGGAAUGACCCUAGACUACGAUGGGACAGCGAGGACUAUAAUAUUAGCAUAUUGCAUCUGCCAAGCAGGCAUAUUUGGCAGCCAGAUGUCGUGCUUUCUAACAGCGCAGAGCAGUACACCGGCUUCGCUUCUGGAGAUGUGCAUGUUCACCUCACCAACGACGGGAACGUGACAUUCAUACCGCCGAGAAUCACAAAGUCCGUCUGCCAUUUUGACGACAGUGACUUGUAUGAGAACAACGAAGUCACCUGCACUUUGAAGUACAUGCCCUGGUCACGUGACCUUAACAGUUUGGAUCUUCGGAUUGAUGUUCAGCCCGAAAUAGACCACAAUACAAACCCAAACUGGAAUCUUGUAGAAACAAGUGCUACGAGGCACGUACUCAUGUAUGCCUGUUGUCCAGAUUCGUCGUAUGUAGACGUGGAAUAUACGCUCCAGUUAAAGCGAAUAAAAUAAAAAUGUCAAUUUCAUUUGAACAAUGAUAUCAUUUAUUCUCCACUGCAAAGGUGGUAUUCAAGGUAAUUGUAUAUAUAUUUGUUUAAAUAUGGAUCCAUACCAGGAGAAAUGCAAUAACGAGCAUUAUCUUUGAAUUGCUUUAAUCAUGAGUUAUGACUGACAGAGUGUGUUUAUCUUGGUUCUGAACAAUUCUUCUCGCGGAAAAAUGACUGAAAAUUGUAUAAUUAAAUGAGCAUCUGUUAAGGACCAGUGAAAUUUUAUAACAAAUAUGUAUACUUGGUCUAUUGUGGUAUAUUUGAAGCAAUCAGUGAAACCGAUAAAAGAG